Betta splendens (Siamese fighting fish) is the source of this 2110-nucleotide messenger RNA. It is a transcript of the gene jam3a, whose product is annotated as junctional adhesion molecule 3a. The transcript has 9 exons. Gene Ontology annotation, molecular function: protein heterodimerization activity; protein homodimerization activity. The record is from RefSeq and is a predicted model, not a curated record. Lineage: Eukaryota; Metazoa; Chordata; Actinopteri; Anabantiformes; Osphronemidae. Gene Ontology annotation, biological process: cell adhesion; angiogenesis. The coding region runs from base 153 to 1061 and encodes 302 amino acids.
GCUCCGCUGAGGGCUGAAGUUGCCCGCCUCUUGUAGCUAUGGAAACUCGUCGAUGGCAACAUCCACCAGUCUCUCUGCCCCCAUCCUCGUAGUCGUACCUCUCUAGAGGUGCUGAGUGCGUGCGACCGUACCGAUAAACGAGGCGCUGCAAGAUGGCGAUUGUGCGACUCACAGCGUGUUUCGUUCUGUGCACCAGCCUGGGCCACAUUCUAUCAUCACUCGCAGUAAUCCUCCGAACCACGGACAAGAUUGUGUGGGCAAAUGAGUUUGAGCCCAUCGAACUGACCUGUUUAAUAGAGUCCAUCUCGACAAACAACCCGAGGAUUGAAUGGAAAAAGAUUAAGAACGGAGUCCCCAGUUAUGUGUACUUUCAAAACAAGUUAGCAGGGGACUUGGAGCACAGAGCUCAGCUCAGAGAGCCGGCCAACAUUCUGAUCUUCAACACCACCCGGUCAGACACGGCAGAGUACCGCUGCGAGGUGGCCGCCAUCGACGAUCAAAGGGACUUUGAUGAGAUACUUAUUAGUCUUGCAGUAAGAGUGAAACCUGUAGUCCCACGCUGCAGCGUGCCAGAGGCAGUUACCGUGGGAACCUCCACCGAACUGCGAUGUUUGGAGAACGAGGGCUUUCCCGCUCCUCAGUACCGCUGGUUCCACAACAACGAGGAGCUUCCUCAAGAUCCGAAAAACAGCCUUAAGUUCGUCAACUCCUCCUACAGCAUCAACCCCGACACUGGAGGACUGAAAUUUCGAAGGGUGAGGAAGGAGGACGCAGGGGAGUACUACUGCCAGGCGAAGAAUGACGCGGGGCACGCGCAGUGUCCUCCACAAACCAUGGAAGUCUAUGAUGUCGACAUCCUCGGGAUCUUCCUCAAGUCCUUCGGUGCCGUGGCCGUGUUCUUCUGUUUGGCUGCUUCUGUUUGUCAUUCCCUUAAACGUGGGUGUUUCCACAGAAAAGGUCACAAUGAAAAUAACUACAAUUGGCCAGCACAAAACAACGGCGUUGACUAUCGUGACGCAGACGAGGGCCAUUUUCGACACAAGUCCUCGUUUGUCAUCUGACGGCCGAGACCGAAGACGGAGCUGAGACGGAAGGCAAAAAAACUGAGGUUAACCUGCAACAACAAUUCUCCAGAUGGUAACGUGUGAGGUGUAACAUGGCACAUUACUCUUCGAUGCACAUCAAUAUCAAAUCAACUUGCCAAAGUAAUUUUAAUGUCAUUUUGUGGCAUUGUCUCUGUUUUUUUGUAACAAGCAGCAUUUUUUAAUCUGUGCUGUUAGUAUUCAUUUUCAGUUUGUUUGUUCUACUUGUUUCCAGCUGUUUGAUGAUUUUUAAACAUCAAAUUAAACAAAUUCAAAGCUGUGACAUCAUACAUGAUAAAAACAUUCCUACGUGUUUUUUGAACAAAUCCUCUUUUAUAAUUGCAGUUUUUACUGAGUACACUGAAAUUACUUUACAGAACUUCUUCUUCAUUGUCUUUUCAUGAGAUAAACCUGUUCUUAGUUGGUUUCACAUAAGGAAGCGUAGGAACUUGCGUUUGUAUAUACUGUAGCUAUAAAGGCAUUAAGUAGCUGACUGUACGAGGCUGAUGAGCUCAGAUUCAAAAGGCACAAUUUAUCAGCCUUCAUUAUAUUUCCAGAUGUUAACAAGUACAAUACACAGUGCAGAUGUACUCCUGAAUUUGAAUACUAUAUAUCCCACUAUGCUGCAAAGUCAAUAUGUACUAUAAAGGUGGUGAAGUAUGAUUUUUAGAGUACUGUUUCUGUGUAUAAGUGACCUUCUGUGCUUUACUAAUUAUUUUGUGAGUAUUGGACAUAUUGCCCAGUUCAAACUCAAUGUUCAAUGUACAUAAAUGCAUACAUUUUUUAUCUUUUCAUGUUCAUACAGUACAGUACACUCCAAACCUUACUCUAACACAGCAAUAACUCUGUUUGCUGGGAGGUGACAGUAUUUGCUGUUCAGUGUGUACCUGCAGUGUUGAGCCUGUCAUCAUUUCAAACAUUUGUGUCAAUGAUUUGUGUGAAUCUCAGGAACUGUUGUAAAUGUUCAUUUGAUAUUAAUGCUCUAUGUUCAUGUUAUUUUGUUACUAUUAAAUACAUAUUAACUGUAA